Messenger RNA from Cotesia congregata, 663 nucleotides. NCBI's taxonomy places the organism in Eukaryota, Metazoa, Arthropoda, Insecta, Hymenoptera, Braconidae. The record is from the annotation of a GenBank genome assembly.
AUGGCAAGCUCGAUAUUGAAUUCGGGCAGUGGAUAUAAUUUUAAAGUUGUUCUACUUGGUGAAGGUUGUGUAGGUAAAACUUCUGUAGCUCUCAGAUACGUUGAAGAUAAAUUUAAUGAUAAACAUUUAACAACUGCGUCAUUUCUUAAUAAAAAAUUAAAUAUUAACUCUAAAAGAGUAAACCUCGCAAUAUGGGACACUGCCGGCCAAGAAAAAUUUCAUGCUCUAGGACCAAUAUAUUAUAGAAUGUCAAAUGGAGCCAUAUUAGUGUAUGAUAUUACUGACGAAGACACAUUUCAAAAAGUGAAGAGUUGGGUUAAAGAACUGAAAAAAAUGCUCGGAGACGAUGUAUGUCUAGCAAUCGCUGGAAAUAAAGUAGAUCUUGAGAAAGAUCGUAAUGUUCCUAUCGAAGAAGCUGAAGAAUAUGCAAAACAAGUUGGUGCAGUGCAUUUUCAUACUUCUGCAAAGCAGAAUAGAAAUAUUGAAGAAAUGUUUUUGGAUUUAACGAAGAGAAUGAUGGCCCAUGCAGAUGAAAUUGAACAAAAAAAAUCUAGUCUAAGUCGAGUUAACAGUAAUAGAAGAAAUGUUGUUGUUGUUGAAGAUGAUGUAGAACAAACUCAGUCUACUAGAUCAUCUUGUUGUGGAGGCUCGACACAUCAUUAA